AUGCAGUCGCCGAUGCGCGCCAAGCUGCGGCCGCGCGUGCCCAACAACCCGCGGCCGAAACGCAAGCUGCGGCCGCUGCCACCGGAGCCACCGCCCAAGCGCCGGGCGCGUCCGCGGAUGCGCAGCAGCCUCAGCGGCCUGUGCGAGAAUCAGGGGGCGAAGCGGCUGGCGGGCGAGCUGGCCUGGAUGGCGCAGGUGCCCGAGGCGCCGACAUACCACCCCAGCGAGGCCGAGUUCGAGGACCCGCUGGCGUACAUCGCGAAAAUUGAGCCCGAGGCGGAGCGUUUCGGCAUCUGCAAGAUCGUGCCGCCUCGGAGCAUGCUGGUGGGCAGGAGUAGCGCGCUGGAAGGGGGGAAAUUUGGAUUCAGCGUCCGGCAACAAAAACUCCGGGACCAUAGAUGGCAGAAUUUUGGACACAACGACAUUCUUUAUGAGGCACCAAGGACAUACUCUUUGAGGGAGUUCAUGGAGAGUGCGAAUGAUAGCACGAUGAACCUCUUGGGCACUUCGCAACGGCCUCCUGAAAGUUUAGUGGAGGCCCUGUAUUGGAUGGAACGUGAGCGGACUGCAGGGCGUGAAAUGUAUGUGGACUAUGGCAACGAUGUGGAGGGAACUGCAUUCCAUGCAAAGGCCAAGGAGAAUCUGGAUGCCACCCGAUGGAAUCUUCGGUCGCUGGGCAAGGACAAGUCGUCUGUCCUUCGCCACAUCCAGGGUGACUUCCCAGGCAUCACGUCCCCUAUGCUGUAUGUGGGCUCUCUUUUUGCCUCCUUCUACUGGCACGUGGAGGACCACUUCCUGCACAGCAUCAACUUCGCCCACUGCGGGGCCACCAAGACCUGGUACGGAGUGGCGGGCUGCCAGGCCAAGGCCUUCGAGGAGGCAGUGUUUGGGACGGUGUAUGCCGACAGCAUACGAAACCUGGUGGAGGGCGGGGCGAGCCCGAAGGAGGCGCGGCGCGCGGCACGGACCAGCCUGCUGCGCAAGACGACUAUGGUGUCGCCAAAACUGCUGCGGGAACGGGGUGUCGGAGUGGUGCGGAUUAGUCAAGGACCUGGAGACUUUGUUGUAACAUUUCCACGGGCCUACCAUGCCGGCUUCAGCCAUGGCUUCAAUUGCGGUGAGGCUGUCAACUUUGGCCUGCCCAACUGGUUCCCGAUGGGCCAGGAGGCGACCAACCUGUAUUCUAGGCUUGGAUGUGGACACAUAAUCGCACACGAAGAGAUGCUGUGCAAGGAAGCUGGCACAGUGCUGCAAGCCCUGAGCACAAGGCGCGAUGCAAGCGCCUACAGCUCAGAGAUGGCGGUGCUGGUGGAGCUGAACACACUGCUGACACAGCUGAGGCGCGACCGCAAGAACCUAACGGGCAUGGGAAGCCAGUUCAAGUGUGUGAGCCAGCCCUGCACUGAGCCCUGUGCGGAGUGCGGGCGCCACACCUUCCUCACGGUGUGCCUGGUGCCCGAUCCGGAGGGUGGCGAUAUGCGGGCAGAGUGCCUGGAGUGUGCGGUGCGGGGGCGGCAUGGGGGCCCUGCAACGGUGGUGAAGGUGUACAAAGAGCUGGAACAGUUUCAGAAUCGGGUGAACAGUGCCCUGCGGGAUGCUGAGGCCCACCGUUGUUGA
Ostreobium quekettii is the source of this 1617-nucleotide messenger RNA. The record is from the annotation of a GenBank genome assembly. NCBI's taxonomy places the organism in Eukaryota, Viridiplantae, Chlorophyta, Ulvophyceae, Bryopsidales, Ostreobiaceae.